AAAGCAUGACUGAUACCACCGAGAACCAUAAGAGACACGGCAAACUCACUAUAGGCCCAGCAUUUUGAUACGUGAUCGUCAGCAUGUCUGUCCUGAGUUUCUUCGUUUUCUACGACUGGCUCUUUCUAGCAAUCACUGUUGUUGUCCUGCUCUAUCUUCGAGCGAGUCGCCACCGCAACUACUGGAAGAACCAGAAUGUGGUGCACGAGAAGUUUUCCCUCUUCUUUGGAUCUCAGAUGAAACAGCUAUACAAGCCACUUCAUGUUGUAGAUCAGGAACUCUACAGAAAGCAUGGGCGCCUAUUUGGGUCCUUUGAGGAUGGGAAGCCGAUACUUUACGUUGCGGAGCCUGACCUGCUGAAGUUAAUUCUUGUAAAAGAUGGAGGAUUGACUGAAAGAAAAAUAGUCAAGGUCGAUGACCCGGUGAUGAGAAAUACAAUGCUGAACGUUCCACCUGAGAAGUGGAAGAAGAUUCGUACAGCGACAUCACCUGCUUUUACGUCAGGGAAACUGCGGAAAAUGCAAGCCGUCAUAGAUAGUUGCGCCAAAUUCACCUCGGAGCGUCUCAAGAAAGCCGCGAGUGCGUCAGAAGACGUCGACAUGAAAGGGUUCUAUGGCCACUUCACCCUGGACGCCGUGGCAAGCUGUUCCUUCGGUGUCAAGCUAUCUCCGAAUUCUCCAGAACAGGGAUCUUUUAUUAGGAGCGCGAGAAACGUGUUUUUCGCGGAAGUGACACCAUCUGUGGUACUAAGCGCAUUAAUUCAAAGACUUGGCCAUACGUUCCGUAAGCGUGUUUUCAACGAAAAAGCGUUUGAUUUCUACAAGAAUGCGACAAUAAACAUAAUCAAAAAGCGUGAAGAAAGCAAAAUUCAACAUGAGGAUUUCUUGCAAAUGAUGCUGAAUGCCAAAGAAGUGGCGAAACACACUUUGGCGUCUGAAGAGAAAACCAUGUCUAACUCAGAUUGGGAAAUAUCUGCGCAGAAACACCAGGACGUUAAAAACUUGACCGAAGAUGAGGCGUUGGCGCAGUGCGUCUUGUUCUUCUUGGCUGGCCAGGACACGGCCUCAACCACGGCGUCAUACGCAUCUUACCUGCUGGCAAUUAACCCCCACGCACAGGAAAGACUACGAGCCGAAAUCGACGAUUGUGUCCGGAAACACGGCAGCUCGCCAUCUUACGACGUCAUUUCGAAACUUCCGUACUUGGAUUGUGUCGUGAACGAAACUCUCCGAGUAAUGUCACCAGGUGUAAGGAUCGACAGAGUAUUUCACGAGGAUUACAUGCUCGGUGAAACUGGUAUCAAGUUAUCCAAGGAUUGCAUUGUAAUAAUACCGAUCUACUCACUUCAUCACGACCCGGAGUUCUUCCCAGAGCCGGAAGUUUUUAACCCUGACAGAUUCAGCGAAGAAAAUAUUGACUCCAUUCGCCCGUACACCUUCUUGCCAUUUGGUGCUGGACCUCGCAACUGCAUUGGGUCGAGGUUUGCGUUACAGCUUGUGAAGACCUGUCUUUUCCACGCCAUUCACAGCGUCCAGUUUGUGAAGUGUCCUCAAACGAAGGUCCCUCUGGAGUACCGUGCAGGGUAUGGAUCCGUGAGCAACACCGUCGGCAUGUCCUUCUUCAGCUUCCUCGUUUUUUACGACUGGCUGUUUUUAGCAAUCACCAUUGCUGUUCUUCUCUAUCUGCGAGCGAGCCGCCACCGUAACUACUGGAGGAACCAGAAUGUUGUGCACGAGAAGUUCUCCCUCUUUUUUGGUUCUCAGAUAAAGCAUCUGUACAAGCCGCUUCACGUUGUAGAUGACGAACUUUACAGGAAGCACGGGCGACUGUUUGGGUCCUUCGAAGAUGGAAAACCGGUACUUUACGUUGCUGAACCUGAGCUACUCAAGUCGAUCCUCGUUAAGGAUGCCGCUUUGACUCAGAGAAAGGUUGUGGAGUUCGAUGACCCAAUAUUGAGUAACCUUAUGGUGAACGUUCCACCUCAGCAGUGGAAAAAGCUUCGAACAGCAACAUCUCCGGCCUUUACAUCGGGAAAACUUCGAAAAAUGCAAGCCAUCAUAGACAGUUGUGCCCAUUUCACGUCAGAGCGUCUAAAAAAGGCGGCAACUGCGUCAGAAGACGUCGACAUGAAAGGAUUUUAUGGCCACUUUACCUUGGAUGCCGUCGCAAGCUGCUCAUUUGGUGUUAAACUAUCUCCUAAUUCUCCGGAAGAGGGAUCUUUCAUAAGGAGUGCUAAAAAUGUGUUCUUCGCCGAAGUAACGCCAGCUGUUAUGCUAAGCACACUGGUUCAGAAAGCCGGACAAGCAUUCCGUAAGCGUGUUUUCAACGAAAAAGCGUUCACUUUCUACAAGAACGCCACCAUCGACAUAAUCAAGAAGCGUGAGGAGAACAAUAUUCGGCAUGAAGACUUUUUGCAAAUGAUGAUGAAUGCCAAGGAAGUGGCAGAACAAACUACUAUUUCUGGAGAAAUGGUCUCAGAGGACCCAGGCAUCGAAGAUCCUCAGCAAAAACCUCAGGGCAUUAAAAGCCUGUCCGAAGAUGAGGCAUUGGCGCAGUGCGUCCUAUUCUUCCUUGCUGGCCAGGACACGGCCUCUACCACGACGUCCUUUGCCUCGUACUUGCUAGCAGUCAACCCGCAGGCACAGGAGAAACUACAAGCCGAAGUCGACGAGUGCUUCAGGAAACACGGAAGUUCACCAUCUUAUGAUAUCGUCUCAAAACUGCCGUACUUGGACUGCGUCGUGAACGAAACACUGCGAAUGAUGACACCCGGUACAAGGCUCGAGAGGGUGUUUCAGGAGGAUUACAUGCUCGGCGAAACCGGCAUCAAGUUAUCCGAGGACUGCACUGUAGUAGUACCAGUCUACUCACUUCAUCACGACCCGGAGUUCUUCCCAGAGCCGGAUGUUUUCAACCCUGACAGAUUCAGCGAGGAGAAUAUUAACUCCAUCCGUCCUUACACCUUCUUGCCGUUUGGCGCUGGACCCCGAAACUGCAUUGGAUCGAGGUUUGCGCAUCAGCUUGUGAAGACCUGUCUUCUACACGCCGUUCACAGCGUGCGCUUCGUGAAGUGCCCCAAAACAAAGGUUCCCCUCGAGUACCGACCAGGAUUUGGCCUGUUGCAUCCCAAGGACUUGGUCAUAGGCGUCAGAGAGAGGAGCAGCUAGCCUGCAUCGCUUACCAUGCUGGAAGGGAACAUGAAGAGGCGCACGCAACUCUCAUUAGGCGCCGCAUACUUGUCACUUAAGCGGAACCUACGGAACGAACCUCCCUUGCCUGUGCUGGUGAUGGUUAUCUGGUAAUAUAUAAGAAUUCCACUCUGUCGUCAUCAUCGUCUGUCUGACUACGCCCAUUGCAAGGCGAAGGCCUACCUCAUUAAGAGGGCACUAGUCAUCGACUGAAACCGUCGAAGUAACUCAAUUAGCUUCUCAUGAAAGCUUGCGUUUCCUACAGUUCUCUCCCUAGCGCUGGCUGAAGGGACGGUCAGAGCUUUGGUUUUCGAGAUGAUAUUGCAAGGCUUAGUAGUUGAUAUUGCGCGUCAAGCUAGAGGACCGGUUAGCGUUACACUCAACAGUUCGAAUAUUUUGAGAAUUUGCCGUCCUGAAAAUGCAGAAGCUGAUGGAAACUCCCAAGCCAGCCACCAUACAGGCGACUGUUUAGGCAAGUGGCAGUCAAACUGCGUUGAAAGUGGGACAUGCAGGAAACGCAUUGCUUGUUUUUCUUCGCCUUUUAGUGUGUCUCACACCCACUUCGAGAGAUCGGCCGAAGAUUGAGUGGCCGUAGAAAAUGCUGUGGAACUUUAGAAUGACGGAGUUAUAGAAUAAAAAACAUUACAAAUUUUACAUGAAAUUUAGGUGCUGUGUCAAGUGUAUAAAAGAGCAAUGCAAUUUUUAUUAGUAAUUGACAAUAAGAAGAAUCAAAAACAUAUUUUGAAAAAUUGUACAUGUGUUGACACAGAAAUAUAAUAAUAUAGAUUAGCAAGGUAAUUGAUUAGUUUUGUUGAUAUAAUUCUGCUCAGCCAUGCACAAGCCUUCGCAUUAAAGUACCCAGAAAUAGUGGCUCCAAAGGACAAAUUUUGGGCACAAAUAAACUCAUUCUACUAACACGUAAAGGUAUUUCUAACUUGGUUUUUUGAGCUGUAGUAAAUUGCCCUGCAAGUUGAAAAAUAAUUUAUUGAUAGUUUCUAGCUGACCACGAUAUGCGUACGAUGGAUUUCAUAUUCGGCACCAGACAGCGCAGCCUCGUCAUUGACACUUCCACUUUAUGGGCUUGUCGAAAUGACGUACGCCAGGGAGAUAAAUGCCGACAUUUGGUAGAAUUAGUCAGUGCUGUGUCCAAAGGACUUCUAUAACGUUGCGAAAUCGCGCAGCCGUCACAUAAGCGGAUUGGGCAAGGUACGGUAAAAAUCGGUUCACUCAUUGAUGACUUCGGUGAAGGAUAUCGGCCAUGUCGUUUACCAACAAUCCGUUAUGUACGGGCGCCUUAAACUAAUUGAAAUAUUUCCAAAUGCAUGAGGACCAGCCCCCGAAACACUUUUAUUACGUGCAAGUCAGCACCAGCAGAAAGUACAGUGCAGUUAGAAAAUCUUAUUACAGCGGCAGAUGUACUUGCUGUGUUCUUUUUACUUGUAUGGGUCGAGCACCACUGCACGAACUUCAGUCACAAAAACGUGGCAGAAGUUCAGACAGUGGCAGGGAUUAAGGACAAUUCAAAUUCGGGCUUAAUAUACCAACACCUGGCUUUUUGUUACAUUGUGUUGCAUCUCUGCCAAUAUAGGUGUUCUUGUAUAAUAAAUGAUCUAGAGUAUGAUGUAGC
Molecule: messenger RNA, 4815 nt
Organism: Rhipicephalus microplus (southern cattle tick)
Lineage: Eukaryota; Metazoa; Arthropoda; Arachnida; Ixodida; Ixodidae
Molecular function (GO): iron ion binding; steroid hydroxylase activity; oxidoreductase activity, acting on paired donors, with incorporation or reduction of molecular oxygen
Source: RefSeq, a predicted model, not a curated record